Colletotrichum graminicola M1.001 is the source of this 972-nucleotide messenger RNA. RefSeq lists its product as uncharacterized. The record is from RefSeq and is a predicted model, not a curated record. The transcript is spliced from 3 exons. Lineage: Eukaryota; Fungi; Ascomycota; Sordariomycetes; Glomerellales; Glomerellaceae. The coding region runs from base 1 to 972 and encodes 323 amino acids.
AUGGCGCACAUGCCCCCGCCUGACGACCACACGACGCCCCGUGCCAUCGUAACAACCUGCCCGCGGUCCUUGCUCUUCUGCGUCGUCGCCGACAUAGACACCGCCAGCUGCCGCCCCCUCGCCAUCACCUACCGCCAGGGACACGGCCACGCCCCGGCCCACGGCAACCAUGCCCCCGGCCAACGCGUCCGCCACGCCCUCCUCGACGACGCGGCCCGGGCCGUCGCCAUCCUGACCCAUCCCGCAAACCGUACCGCCCUGGAAGCCGAGCGCGCCCUCGCCCUGGCAUGGUGCCGCCAAGGAACCCCCGGCCGCGCCUACACCGCCGAGGUCGACGUCCCCGACGCCCCGCAGCCCCCCUUCGAGAUGCAGUACAAGGGCCACUGGUCAGAACGCACCGGCAAACCCGACCGCCCCGAGCGGCCCUGCCGACCCGACCCGUGUGGGUUCCCCUUCACCUCGACCUGUCUGCGGCUGGCCCUGACCGGCGACGACCUCUACCACACGGGGUACGGGGACGUCCAGGAGCAGCCCCUGGCGUGCGUCUUCCGCGCCGACAAGCUCGAGUACGGCCUGGUCGUCCUCGACAUAUCCGACCUGGACGACGUGCGCUACGGCUUCGUCGCCCCCGCCGUACGCUAUACGGCUGCUGACAUUGGGCCCGUCUGGGAUUACGUCGAGGACCUGCCCCUCGCCCGGCCUCCCACCCCCCGAGCUGGAGAGGUCGCCCUCCCGCACCCCCAUGGCUGCCUCCGGCUUCAUGACAAGAUUCGGCCCCCACGAACAUCUGGCCAGUGUCCGUCGAGCGUCCAGGCCGUGGUUCGGCUUCUGUGCAACCCCCCACGCAAGACGACGGGCAUCUCGAACCCAUCAUCGACCUCAUUCUUCGCGAGGCUGCGCAUGACGGCGGACGAGACGUCGCUCAUGCUCACCGGGCGUGCAUCGACCUUCACAGCUUCCAGGCCAGACUGA